This is a messenger RNA of Seminavis robusta, 2149 nucleotides long. Lineage: Eukaryota; Bacillariophyta; Bacillariophyceae; Naviculales; Naviculaceae. The record is from the annotation of a GenBank genome assembly.
UGUACCGGUAUUUAAGUAUACUGAAGCAUUAACUUAGCACGACUGACACUCAUCGUUUUCCUCUUGGUCCUCUCUUUGCUCACAAGAUUUGAUUGAGAUUCAAAAAAUUGCCCAACGGUGCCUUUGGUUUAGGCGUGAAAGGAACCAGUCUCUCUACCAGAGUUGUUGAUUGGCUUCAUAUGCUUGCAAGAUGAUGAGAAGAGACGAUUACAUACCGUUCGACGAGCCAGAAUACAGCGACAUAGAACGAAUUGCCAAGGAUGUUGCAAGAGCUCAAUCCAAGGAAGACAUUCUAAUCUUGUUGGCACAAGUCGCAAGACAGUUUGAACAAGACGGCGCCUUCAUAGACAGCGAUUUCAUCAUUGAAGAUGCUGCCCAAGGUCUCGUGGUCAAUCUCCACAACGCUAUUCUGUUGAGAGAUGGAUCCAAGAGGAAGUACUAUCGCACGGCACUUACCUACAACAGGGCUGUACAAUGCACAGUACUCAUCACUGCCAUUGAAAUGAUGCUAAGGUUUUCUCCAGAGACGCUAGUGGACAAACCAGACUUGAUGCGAGAGGAGCUAGUGCCAUCCAUACCAAAGCUGCUGAAGCUCUUGCUCACGUGGGAAGGCGGUGAGACCAUUCGAUUACUGGCGAUCUCGAAUACCAUUAAAAUCAUACGUCGAGUCGGACCCAACUGUCAGGAAGCCACUGAUGCCUUCGUAGAAGCUUUGCUCUCAGUUCUCCGCUCUCACAUCGGACCAGCCAACCCUGAAGUCGACAGCAUUCACGUCGAGGCUGCCCAUGCGAUUGCACAGAUUUUUGACCAGCAAGACCGGACAGCGUCUAGGAAGCGAGUGAUCGGACUGAUUCAAGAUGAUUCAAGUCAUAUUAUCUCUACACUCAGUACGGCCGCUUUGGCUACCACAAACUCUGAAGACGACGAGGAAAUCCUGACGUGCCUGUUCAGCUUUGCUGUCAACUCUCACACAUUUCGCACCAAGAUGGCCAAGCGACGAUGCACCAUUCUGGCAAUUGGGCGACACUUGAAACGAGAGAACGAAGAAACGAGGAAACUUGCGCUCAACAUUUGCAAGUGCUUGCUGAACGAUCAAACACAGACAACUGCCGCAGAACCAGUCAGAAUGGACUCCAAUUCAGAGCUUCUGGUGAGCAAGGUCGUUGAUUCAGCCUUGAAUGAACUGGAACCAAUGCUCCAGCUGUAUGCUAUUUCUAUGCUUGGCGAUGCGAUACGCAAUGCUCACUUGCCACUUGCAGUGGUGAACAGCAUCCUUUACACGUUGAAAACAAUGGUGGGAGGUGACGAGAGCGACGACGUCGUUAUGGAGGCAUCAGUCACCUAUUCAAAGGCAGCUUCUACAAUCAACCCAGACAAGAUCGAAACGGAGAUCCUUGGAUCUAUCGCUGAAUUCACAACUCUCCCCUUUGCAAGGGCCCGGGCGCAGGCAAUCAGCACCAUUGACUUCUUUGCACAGAAUGAACAACUUGCCUGGAAGCUUGUCAGCGAGACCGAGAUGAUGGAAAAUUUCAGCCUCAUUAUCACUUAUGGCAGUGAUGAAGAUUGUGCGGAUGCCAUAAAUGUUGUCAGACUACUUGCUCGAAACCCAUCUUACCAUCGAACUCUGUGCCAGAAUAGUAGCUUCUUGGGUGCACUAGUCCAUGUUGUGACGAAAGAAGAAGUUGUCAAUCGAAAUGCCUACGUUGGUGGUGUUGAGACAUGCCUGGCUCUCUUGGCAAACAAUGACAACAUCAAGAGCUUCCUACCAUAUCCAGAUCUCUUGCCAUUCUUCGUGUCUUUGGCCAACACCUCCGUUCACGAUGAAGAGUUGAAAAAGAAGCUAGUGUCAGCUAUUGUGAGAUUGUCAUCUGCCAUCCUGGGGUAACAUGACUGCUGUGAGAGUCUGGGGGUCGACUCACUCAAGUUUCCGCUGCAUUUCGAGCUGAUGCAGAUGUACUGGUACCAUUCAUCCAAUCUGAUGGGGUCCUUUAAAAAAAAGUGCCCUGCACUACGAAUGGCAGUAUGAAGUCAAUCCGACCGGGUAUGUGUCUUUCUGCGUACGCAUCGUCUGCGAAAGCAGAGAAAGAUACUGACUAGGUACUCGUAGAACCGUAGAACUGAAAACUAUAGAGCGUUGUUUUCACGUGGU